Molecule: messenger RNA, 3621 nt
Organism: Centropristis striata (black sea bass)
Lineage: Eukaryota; Metazoa; Chordata; Actinopteri; Perciformes; Serranidae
Gene: celf3b
Product: cugbp, Elav-like family member 3b
Exons: 15
Coding region: 725-2122 (465 amino acids)
Biological process (GO): mRNA splice site recognition; regulation of alternative mRNA splicing, via spliceosome
Cellular component (GO): ribonucleoprotein complex; cytoplasm; nucleus
Molecular function (GO): mRNA binding
Source: RefSeq, a predicted model, not a curated record
UAGAGGAGAUACCGGCAUAGGACGUGAAAAGCCAUCCAGCCGUUGAACGGGUGAGACACAAGAAGAUAAAAGAAAAUAGCAAAAAUAGUAACUAAGAAUAGUCUCCAUUGACUGCUGGAGCAAAAACGGCUAGGCUGAAAAAGGUCUCAAGAGACCGAGCAAGUUUAAACUGUUGGAUGUUACCCGAGUUUAAGCGGCUUGUUCGCCUGUUAUCACUUUGUAAAUUAAAUCGCAAUUAAGAGUGGGCUUUGGUGAAAGUGAACUAGCGAGUUCAGGUUCACUCUGAGAGUCGAGAGGUUUGUUACAUUUCCGUGGGACCAGUGACAAGCUGUGAUUUGGACUCACCUGCUAGGACCCCGCACCUCCAGACCUCCAGACCGGGAACACCGGGGGUUUUGUAAAAAACACAGCCGAGCCUCUUUCUGUACACCGAGGAGGCGGAGGAGGAGGAGGAGGAGGAGGAGGAGAGGGAGAGUACGGCAGGCACAAAGAGCGGAGAGCAUCCAGAGAGAGGGGAGGAAGGAGGACGGGACGGAGAGAGCGCGCUGAGGACAACAACGGGGACCCAACAGAGAGCAUCCCUCUUUAAUUUCUGAUCUGCACACCAAGCAUCAUCUGUAAACGGGAUCCUGAACGCUGUUUAUCCUCCAAAAGGGAUACCUGCUCCUGAUCUGUUUGCCCCUCAGCCCCUGCAGUACCCAGUCCUCCUCACCACUCUGUCCUGAUGAAGGAGGCCGACGCAAUCAAGCUGUUCGUGGGGCAGAUUCCCCGUAAUCUGGAAGAGAAGGACCUCAAGCCUAUCUUCGAGCAGUUUGGCAAAAUCUAUGAGCUAACUGUGAUUAAGGACAAAUACACUGGAAUGCACAAAGGAUGUGCGUUUCUGACGUACUGUGCGAGAGAGUCGGCACUGAAAGCCCAGAGCGCUCUACACGAGCAGAAAACACUACCAGGGAUGAAUCGGCCAAUCCAGGUGAAACCAGCUGACAGCGAGGGCAGAGGAGGUCUCUCAGAGGACAGGAAGUUGUUUGUGGGCAUGCUGGGAAAGCAACAGAGCGAUGAGGACGUCAGAAGACUGUUUGAGCCCUUUGGCAGCAUAGACGAGUGUACUGUGUUGAGAGGACCUGAUGGCACCAGCAAAGGGUGCGCUUUUGUAAAAUUCCAAGGACACGCUGAAGCUCAGGCUGCCAUCAACAGCUUGCAUGGAAGCCGCACAAUGCCUGGAGCUUCGUCCAGUCUGGUGGUGAAGUUUGCCGACACAGAGAAGGAGCGGGGGCUGAGGAGGAUGCAGCAGGUGGCCUCCCAGCUUGGCAUCUUCAGCCCCAUGACCCUCAAUUUCCCCGCCUACAAUGCCUACACACAGGCGGUCAACGCACAGCUUGUCCAACAGCAGGCCCUGGUUGCCCAGUCAGCGUACUUGUCUCCUGUCGCAACAGUUGCCGCCGUACAGAUGCAGCAGAUGGCGGCGCUCAAUGCCAACGGAAUCAUUGCCACACCCAUUACACCCAUCACGCCGUCCUCGGGUACAAACACUCCACCAACCAUCGCAGCAACGCCUGUGCCAGCUCUCCCUCCGCCACUAGGAGUGAAUGGUUACAGCAGUCUGCCAGCCCCCACCAAUGGACAGCAAGCAACAGAAGCACUAUACACCAAUGGCGUUCACCCAUAUCAAGAUUUUCUAGCUCAGAGUCCAGCAACAGCACUGGACCCACUACAGCAGGCGUAUGCAGGCAUGCAACACUACACAGCGGCGUACCCUGCUGCCUACGGAUUGGUCGGGCAGCCGUUCCCCCAGCAGCCAACACUGGUUGCCCAGCAACACCAGCAGCCCCAGCAACAGCAGCAGAGAGAAGGUCCAGAGGGCUGUAACAUCUUCAUCUACCACCUGCCUCAGGAGUUCAGUGACUCCGAGAUGCUGCAGAUGUUCCUGCCCUUUGGCAAUGUCAUCUCGGCUAAGGUGUUUGUUGACCGUGCCACCAACCAGAGCAAAUGUUUCGGAUUUGUGAGUUUUGACAACCCAGCCAGCGCUCAAGCCGCCAUCCAGGCCAUGAAUGGCUUCCAGAUCGGCAUGAAGAGACUGAAGGUGCAGCUCAAAAGGCCCAAAGACGCCAAUCGCCCGUACUGAGUGACAACUGAGAGGAGGAAGAAGAAAUAAAGAGAGAUCCUUCCGUCCAAUCAUAAUUCACGAGGACCCCAUCGCUAUGGCAAAGGUUGCCUAGUGACCGAUAAAGCCCUGACCCCCCCUUCCUCUCGCAUUGUUGUAAGUUGAUUGGUUGGCCUGUGUUUGGGUUGCUGUGGCGAUUGAUUGCCUGUGUUGGUUGCCCUUGGCCAUUUUUGUUCUGUCACCUCGAGCAACCAGCCAUGCGUUGACCUGCAUGUCCUGUUGCUGUAGUGACCACAGACUGUGUUUGGUGCAUUGUGACUUUAUUUUGUAUUGACCUGUGCACAUACUGAUCAAUAACUGUCAAUAGCCAGGACUGUACUCAGAAUCAAUUGAAUUAAUUGGAUAUUUGAUAAUCAUUGUAUAGUAAACUGAUAAAUUCUGCAGCAACGCUCGUUAUUUUUUUGCAGCUUUGUUUUUGAUCAGUUUCUGUAGUGUUCUGUUUGGUGUCAUUAUUAUUUGAACAAAUUGUUUGGGUAAAGUAGUGAGCGUGGGCAUCUAUGUGUACAUAUGUGUCUGUGUUACACUGUUAGUGUGUAAUGCAGGAGUGCAUAAUAAUCUUUGUUGUACUGGUGUCUGUAAAGAGAGGUUUUCCAGAGGUUUCCAUAGUGGACUGGUGGAGAAAUGUAGAACAGCACGACAGUUUAGAGCAGAAUAUGAAAUUAUUUUGAUGGAAAAAGUAACAUGCUAGUAUGAAUUUAUGCAACAUACAACAAUGGCAGGCCAUGUUGGACAAGAGCUCAUGAAAUGAUUAUGCAGUACAGAACAUAAAAGUUUAGAUAUGGCAAUGAGCUGGUCCAAGGAUAGAAAAGAACAGUUUUAAUGACAAACACACUAUUUUUGGGCGAGCAUGCAUUUUGUUGAGCUGUACUCUGAUAGGCUGAGUUUUAUAUUUCUGGAUUCUGAUUUGUUACACUGUUUGAUGUGGCACUUUAGUUUUUUGCUCCUUUGUUUCUCUUUCUUGGUCUCUUUUACAUCUUCUAUCACUGCUUUUGUGGUGUUUCCUCCCUCUCCCCUUCACUACUCCCCUCCUCCAACUCCUUCUCCGGUCCCUGGUCCCCUUUUCUCCUCCUACUUGUUCCUUCUCUUCUCUGUCAAAUUCUUUCUUCGCUUCUCCUCAUCCCAGCCUCUUUCUAUCCCUCUAGCUCGUGUUUUGAGGUAAAGGGUAUGUGGUUGUUAUGGUGGAAAAACAAGUGCCUCUUGCUUAUUGGAGAACAGCCUUCAACUAUAGGAAUUCUGGGAGAAAUAUAACAAAGGGAGAACAGAGGAUAACCUUAGUUUGAGGUAAAUUCAAUCCUCCACAAACCCCAACCUUUAAGAGGAGGAAAUGUGUAGCUGCUGUGAGACCAGUGUGUGGACACACCGUCACAUGGCAGCACACAUUAUAAAUAAAGGAUUGUUUCUAUUUAUGGACUAACUUUUACAUAACAAAUCCUUGUGGAUAAUAAGAAGGUCUGAUCUGA